AUGGGCUGUGGGACAAGCAAAGUGCUGCCUGAGCCCCCCACAGACGUGCAGCUGGACCUGGUGAAGAAGGUGGAGCCUUACAUGGGCCAUAGUGACAUCUACAAGCACUUCAUCAGGGAUGAGCGUGGGUCCGCUAUCCGAGCCGGCUGCCCCUCCCCGCCGCAGCUCGCUCAGCCCUGCGCGGGCAGCCCCCCGCCCGCCCAGGCUGCACAGCCUGAGCCCCGCCGCAGCAAGGUGGCCAAGUACCGUGCCAAGUUCGACCCCAGGGUGACGGCCAAGUACGACAUCAAGGCCCUGAUUGGCAGGGGCAGCUUCAGCCGCGUGGUGCGGGUGGAGCACAAGGCCACCAAGCAGCCCUACGCCAUCAAGAUGAUCGAGACCAGGUACCGGGAGGGGCGGGAGGUGUGCGAGUCGGAGCUGAGCGUGCUGCGGCGCGUGCGCCACACCAACAUCAUCCAGCUGAUCGAGGUCUUCGAGACCCACGACCGCGUCUACAUGGUGAUGGAGCUGGCCACCGGCGGUGAGCUCUUCGACCGCAUCAUCGCCAAGGGCUCCUUCACCGAGCGGGACGCCACGCGCGUACUGCAGAUGGUGCUGGACGGGGUGCGGUACUUGCACACGCUGGGCAUCACCCACCGUGACCUGAAGCCCGAGAACCUGCUCUACUACCACCCGGGCACUGACUCCAAGAUCAUGAUCACCGACUUCGGGCUGGCCAGCGCACGCAAGAAGGGAGACGACUGCCUGAUGAAGACCACCUGUGGCACCCCAGAGUACAUCGCCCCUGAGAUCCUGGUCAGGAAGCCCUACACGAACUCUGUGGACAUGUGGGCGCUGGGUGUCAUCUCCUACAUCCUGCUGAGCGGCACCAUGCCCUUUGAGGACGACAACCGCACCCGCCUGUACCGGCAGAUCCUGAAGGGCAAAUACAGUUACUCAGGAGAGCCCUGGCCCAGCGUGUCCAACCUGGCCAAGGACUUCAUCGACCGGCUGCUGACGGUGGACCCCGGGGACCGGAUGACAGCCCUGCAGGCGCUGAAGCACCCCUGGGUGGUCAGCAUGGCUGCCUCCUCCUCCAUGAAGAAUCUGCACCGCUCCAUCUCGCAGAACCUGCUGAAGAGGGCCUCCUCCCGCUGCCAGAGCACCAAGUCGGCGCAGUCCACCCGCUCCAGCCGCUCCACCCGCUCCAACAAGUCUCGGCGGGUGAGGGAGAGGGAGCUGCGGGAGCUCAACCUGCGCUACCAGCAGCACUACACUGGCUGA
This is a messenger RNA of Indicator indicator, 1263 nucleotides long. RefSeq names its product protein serine kinase H1 (gene PSKH1). The record is from RefSeq and is a predicted model, not a curated record. The coding region runs from base 1 to 1263 and encodes 420 amino acids. NCBI's taxonomy places the organism in Eukaryota, Metazoa, Chordata, Aves, Piciformes, Indicatoridae. Gene Ontology annotation, biological process: protein phosphorylation. The transcript has 2 exons. Gene Ontology annotation, molecular function: protein kinase activity; ATP binding.